Phycodurus eques (leafy seadragon) is the source of this 1285-nucleotide messenger RNA. RefSeq names its product E3 ubiquitin-protein ligase NHLRC1-like. Gene Ontology annotation, molecular function: translation repressor activity; protein binding; ubiquitin protein ligase activity. NCBI's taxonomy places the organism in Eukaryota, Metazoa, Chordata, Actinopteri, Syngnathiformes, Syngnathidae. The transcript has a single exon. Bases 89 to 1285 code for a protein of 398 amino acids. Gene Ontology annotation, biological process: negative regulation of translation; proteasome-mediated ubiquitin-dependent protein catabolic process; protein polyubiquitination. The record is from RefSeq and is a predicted model, not a curated record.
CCUCUGCUCGAUUACAAGCACCUUACCCAUUUUUAUGUCUUUCCUGCACCUCGCGUAAAAGGUAAAGAACAAAGGGGUUGUUGCAGCCAUGGCCCACAGCUGCCCGAGGCGUGGCAGCCCGCGGCGACCCGAGGGCACGUUGCGAGAGAUCCAGGUCAACUUGCUGGAGUGUAAAGUCUGCUUCGAGAAGUUCAACCCUCAGCGGGCCGAUCGCAGGCCGCAGAACCUGUCGUGCGGUCACGUCCUGUGCGUGGAAUGCAUCGGGGCCCUGUCCCACCCUCUCCUGAGGAAGCUGGAGUGCCCCUUCUGUCGACAGCUGUGCCCCGUUGACGCCACCUCUCACUGCCAGGCUCUUUGUGACCUGCAGGAGCUGCUCUUGUUCAGUCACGUGGAGAAACAGGACGUUGGAGAAGAGGCCUCAGGUGUGAGUGGCAAAGCCUUACGCCUCUGUUUGACUUUUGGUGGCUGGGGGACGCUUAUCAACCCGACUGGGUUGGCGGUGAUGCGAUCCUCGGGGACUGUAUUUGUGGUGCAUGAUGGCGAGAAGAGGGUGGUGGUAUUCACUCCUCAGGGGAAGAAGCGGCACGCUUUCGGGCAAAGAGGAAAAGCCAGCGAGGAGCUUUGUCACCCAGUGGAUGUGGCGGUGACCCCCUGCGGGCACGUGGUGGUGACCGACGCGGGAGAUAAAGGCGUCAAGGUGUUCACGUCCAGGGGAAACCACGUCAUCACGGUCAAGGCCGGCUUCUCCCUGCCGUGGGGGGUGGACACGGACAGCGGCGGGAACAUCCUGGUGUCGGACGUCCAGGCGGGAACGCUGUCCCGCAUUAGAGUGGACUACAAACUUGGCGUCACGCUGGAGGAGGGGGCGGUGGCUUCACACCUGGAGCGUCCGAAAGCGGUGGCGUGCUGCGGGGCGAACGGUCACACGGCCGUGAUGGAGCACGUGAGCGAGGACGUGCUACACCCGGCGAGGAAGCAAAGUUACUCCAGAUUGACGGUGUUCACUCCGGACUUCCACGUCCUCUAUCAGACGGACACGUUAAGUCUGAGCCUGAAGGCCUCGGUCAAGAUGAACAUGUCCGCUGUGACAUUUGACACAAACGGACACUUGCUUGUGGUUGACUCCCUUCAGGGGAUGAUUUGGACUUUUGGGAAUGUACAAAGCGUUCCCGUCCUCACUCCUCUUGUGGCGGAGCACCUUAAUCGACCUGUUGGACUGGUGCCACUUAACAACACUCUCAUCGUUGUGGACGGUGGAGACCACACAGUCAAGAUGUACUCUUGA